Messenger RNA from Lethenteron reissneri (Far Eastern brook lamprey), 636 nucleotides. RefSeq names its product eggshell protein-like. NCBI's taxonomy places the organism in Eukaryota, Metazoa, Chordata, Hyperoartia, Petromyzontiformes, Petromyzontidae. The record is from RefSeq and is a predicted model, not a curated record.
GUCACCGUGGUGACGAGAGGCGCUCUGACAAUCUCCACAACAACAACUACCACAACCACCACAGCAACAACUACGACUUGUAUAUCACUGCUGCUACUACCCUCUUGCAGGAUGGACGGUGCCGGACUGGGCUCCUGCGGCCACCGCCCUGCUGCGUCUAGCCGAGCCGCGGGCCUCACCGUGGCCAACUUUGCCGACUUCGGCGACUUUGUCCGCCUGAUGUUCGGCAACGUUGACGGCAUCGGCGAUUGCGACGGCGCCGACUGCAGCGACUCCGAGGGCGUCGCCUUCAGCGACAUCGUCGGCGACUUUGACGGCGUCACUUUCGGCGACAUCGACAGGAUUGGCGACGACGACUUCGACGAUGGUGGUGACAACGGUGGUGAUUGCGGUGACGACGGUGGUGAGGGUGGUGACGGUGAUGAGUGCGGUGAUGGUGGUGGUGGCGGUGGUGGUGACGAUGGUGGUGGUGACGACGGUGGUGGUGGUGACGAUGGUGGUGGUGGUGACGAUGGUGGUGAUGGUGGUGGUGGCGGUGGUGCCGGAUUGAAGGAGGCCUCUGACAGCUCCAUCCCCACAAUGCCGGAGCCGACGCGCAAACGGCAACACCAGAGCUCCGUCUCUGGGCAGCAGUAA